Messenger RNA from Dermacentor silvarum, 3662 nucleotides. RefSeq lists its product as uncharacterized. The record is from RefSeq and is a predicted model, not a curated record. Gene Ontology annotation, biological process: proton transmembrane transport. The transcript is spliced from 23 exons. Gene Ontology annotation, cellular component: membrane. Gene Ontology annotation, molecular function: sodium:proton antiporter activity. The coding region runs from base 26 to 3478 and encodes 1150 amino acids. NCBI's taxonomy places the organism in Eukaryota, Metazoa, Arthropoda, Arachnida, Ixodida, Ixodidae.
CGUGCAGCUACAUUACAAAGCAGCAAUGGAUACGACGACGGAUGCCGAUGAUGGACACCACAGAACCUACUACCUGGCGCUCUUCGCCUUCUUCGCCAUCAGCACGAUGCUGAAGACCAUCCAGCGACACAUCCGCGUCCCGUACACGCUGGUGGUGUUCCUGGUGGCGGCUGGCUGCACCGCGCUGUACGCGAUGACCAGCAAGCGGAUAGACUUCUACUACGGGUCUAUCGGCGUGCAAGCCAUAACGGUCUUCAUGCCGGCCUUCGUCGUGCACACCACGCAGGGCAUCAACAACUACAUCUUUCGCCGCUGUCACAUGGAGAUCGUCUUCUUCUCUCUAGGAACAUUCGGCAUUACGCUCGCCUUGGCCACCGUGUUCGUGACGCACAAGAUCGCCGACAGCACGUGGCCAUUCCGCGAGUGCCUGCUCUUCGGCGUCUACAUGUCGCUCAUUGAGCGCUUGCCAAUGAGCGACGCGCUCUUCGAAGAAGGUCGGUACCCCGUAAUGACCACAAUGAUGCAGUCUGAGGCACUCUUCAACGCUGUCAUGACGUGGUGCAUCUUCGGCUACUACCGCUUUCACGAAGGCGGAGGCUUCGACCUGAUGUUCCCGCUGCAGAACCAAGCCACGGCGAUGUUCGUGGGCUUCCUGAUGGGAACGGCCACCGUCUGUCUGCUCGAGGCCACGUCAGCGUUCAGCGGAGACUCGGCCAUCACCGUGAUCGUGUGCGGCACCUACUUCACCUACUUCUUCCUGGAGAACGUCCGCAGCUCCGGCGUCACCGGCGUCGUCGUCUACACCAUGGCCGUCAACUCGCACCGGUUCGUCGCCUGCACCGACCUGAGCCGCGCCCUCGAAGAUUAUUGGGAUAUACUGUAUGAUGUCACUGGCACUCUGGCUACCUGCGUGUCAGCUUCGUACACCGCUGUGCUGCUGAUCCAGUACGCACCCACGCUUGAUUGGGUAGCCUUGUGGGCCUGUUACAUCGUCAAGGCAGCCUUAAGGUGCCUGGUGGUGGUGCUGCUGUACCCCGUGAUCGGACACUUCGGCUACCAGGUGACCGUUCGCCAGGCCAUGGUGCUUGCCUGGAUGAGCGUCAAGGGAACCUUCUUGGCCUCCAUCGCCACGGUGCAGCAUUUGCGGCGCGAAAACGUCUACACAGAGAGCAUCACCAAGUCGUACCUGUACGCUAUUGGUGACAUGAUGCUCACGCAGCUCAUCAACGUCACCUUCCUCCCGGUGGUCCUCAGCGCAUUGGGCGUGCUGGAGGUGUCGGACGUCGAGCUCCGCACCAUGCGCGACGCGGUGCAGUAUCUGAAGGAGGCGGCCGACUCCGCACGCGCGCUCUACAUCAAGGACGACUCGUUCCUGCUGGCCGACUGGCGCUGGGUGACGCGCAGCACGCUCUUGAGGAACCCGCUCGAGGCCACCUUCCGCUUCCAGUCUGCUAUGAGCACUGGAUGCAUCGUACGGCUUCGAAAGGUUACCAGACACAUCGAUACCUUGGCUGUCGAAAAUGUUCUCAGGAUCGAGCAGGUCAGCUACGCUCGACAGUACCGCCAAGGGAUCAUUCAGCGGAGGACCAAGUUGACCCUAAUCGCCGCACUUCAGUACCCCUUCGAUAAGAAAGUAUACUUGGACAUGGACAUCAUUGGGUCGAUUCUGGCGGUUCCAAAGUGGAUCAUCUGGCUGAAAGAGAACUUGGGCACGGCUCACGAGAAAGGGCUCAUCGAGGACACGUUCAGCGGGUCCGAGGCUAUGCGUCGGCCACUGCGCGAGCGCGUGGUCGAGCUGUUCGAGCACGCGUACUACGAAGUGGUCAUCACCAGCUCGACGCUGGCAGUCGCCUUUGUGCUGGCCGGUCUCGUGCGGAUCGUGAUGGUGACGCCCCGGAGCAACGCCUUCAUCGGCGCCAUCGCUGUUGAAGCCCUGUACCUCACCAUGUUCACCACCGAGGUCACCGUCAUGAUAUCGGCGUACGGGCAGCGCAUCAUGAACAUGGACAACUACAACCGGCUGGACCUGGUGCUGGUCGCCGUGUGCAUGUUCAUAUUCACGCUCCAGUGCGGACUCUUCCUCGUGAACCAGAACGAACUGGCCAACAACGGGCUCAUCAUCUGCUUCACCUUGGCCAUCUCGCUGCGCUUCCUCCAUGCCAUCAAGUACGCGGAGCUUUCCUUGGAGCGCAUGGCCGCGGUCGUGCACCGCUACCUGGACGCGAAGAUCUACGACGCCUACGAGAUCGGCCACGCCAUCGUCACCGGCGAGGAAGAGGUGCAGCAGAGCGUGUGGAAGUUUGUGAACAACGAUAACAUCACGGCCGAGAUCCGCGGACGCGCCACGCUGAACCGCCUGCUCGUGCUACGAAGGCUCGUCGAGAUUCAGUCUCGCUUCCCGGGCAUCAUGGUGGCCUUUCGAAGUCGCCAGGCGAGCACCGCCAUCUUGGACGACGUGACCAAGAACGUGCAGGAGCACCAGGCCGAGGGCCUGCUGGACAGUGAAGCUGGCCAAGAACUGCUCGCGAUGCUGAAGGCACGGCGCAUGCACGUCAUCGCUGGUCCCUGUAGCCUACCGACCAGCUACAAGCCGAUCGCCAUGCUGCGCGUGAUUCCCUGGAUCGACUCGGACAGCGUGCGACAGUUUCUCGCGAUCCAAAUCCGCCCGGUCUCCUUCGCGCCUGGGGAAGUGAUCGUCGAGCGCGGGGAGGAGAACCCGAUCUUGCUAACCUACUCCGGUAUCCUCAAGAUCGAAGGCGAGUUCGAGAACCCUCGGAACGGCUCGCUCCCGAACUCGGUGUCGCAGCUGUUCUUCUACAACGAGGGCUACUUCCUGGACUACGUGAGCGCGCCCGCUUGUCUCGGUGUGCUGGGACUGGUCACGGACGAACCCUCCAUCACUCGCGUGGUCGCCGAGACGCAGAUCAACGCGUACGUGGUACCGAGGGAGCGAGUCGUGGAGGCAAUACAGAUCUUCACCCGGGCUCCGAGCUUCCUUUACCAGAUUUGGUCUUACAUCGCCAGGAUAAUCGCCUUCAUGGUACUACAGACGCACCCCAAAUACCAGACGUGGCCCCUGGACAAGAUUAGCCGGAGGCUGGAAUCGUUCCUCCUGCCCGACCUGGACCGCUGCUCGAAAUUUAAUCUGACCGCGGAGAUAGAGGACGCCAUUCUUAUACAAGGAACUGCACUCGAUCCCGAAACGCAAGAUUAUUUCGUCGCACCAAUCUACCUGCCAUCACAAGCUAUGAAGAUUACCUUCCCGUUUUACCAAGACCGACUGCGCCCGGUGAUGUUGAUAAUCGCCAGCAAGGACUACAAGCUUCCACCGGAAGUGGACUGGCUUCAAACCAAAGUGGACGAGGAGAAGCAGAAUGAAUACGAGGAAAACUUCAAGGUGGUCAGCACUACAGCGGAACGGGGCGACGAUUUAACGGAGAAGGCGAUGUCGCACCGUCAAAGUAUGGACUUAUAUUGACAGAUGGCGCCAGCAGCUACGAAAGGACGAUGACUUCGUCUUCUAGUUGUGUAUAAAGCAAAUAGUCUUACAAUGAUGACUGCCGAAGGUUAACUUCUCAGUAUUCGACAACUAUUCUGUAUAUUUGCGUGUAUGAAAAGAAAAACGAAAGAGAAUACUAUUCUUCGAAUAAACACUAUUCUCA